ACUGAACUGCCUGAGGACAAGAUUUGGUUGUUUGUGAUCCAGACCUGAUUACAUGACUGACUCUUGCAAGUGAGGUUGAGAAGUGAUGGAGACCAAAACAGAGAUUGGACAACAGCCUGACACUCAAACAUCAAGCUCAGAGGAGGAAGAUUUUGAGGAUGGCUUUGUUCAGAUGCUGGCCAGCCAUCUUGAACAAGAGAAAGAUGUUGAGAGUGGUUGUGAAGAGGAUGAUGACUAUGAGAAGCAGAUGGAACCAGGAACAUCGCAGACUGAACAAAGUUCUUCUGUAGCAUCCCAAAAAAUGGUGUCCCCUCCCGAACCAUCCACAUGGGACCUCAUGUGCUACAUAAACAAGUGGAAGAGGGCUCACUCAAUUGGCCACCACAUCAACAUGCUGACCAGGGACCCUGGUCGAAAGGCACUGAUCAUUCAGCAUGAACUACAGUGUAAAACUAGUAUCCCUCUACCUGUGGUGUGUAUGCUUGAGGGGGAGGCCUUGCAGAUUCUGAGGGAAAUUGAGAAAGAGUACAUGUACAAUUUUGGUGCCACCCACCCCCUUACUUUGGAGGCCCAGCAAAAUAUUGAGAAGUUGGAGACCCAGGUGACGGCUAAGGAAGGAAACAGGCCAGUACCAGAGAAGGGGUGGCUGCAGAGGGUUCUGAGAUGGGGCAGGACGCUGGCGAUCAGGCUGGGGGGUUCCUGGGGUCUUGGCUGAAGAUGGAAACACUCCAAAGUAGGAAUGUCCACCCAGAACAGAAGGAAACCCAGAUGAACCAAAAUAUAUAACAGUUGUGUCACUGAGUGGAUAUAAAAUAGUAUUUUCAGGACUGAAACAGAUUGGUUCUCAUUUUUUUUAUGAGUUCAACAUGCUAGCACAGUAGGAGAC
This is a messenger RNA of Osmerus eperlanus (European smelt), 886 nucleotides long. RefSeq lists its product as uncharacterized. The coding region runs from base 86 to 715 and encodes 209 amino acids. Lineage: Eukaryota; Metazoa; Chordata; Actinopteri; Osmeriformes; Osmeridae. The transcript is spliced from 5 exons. The record is from RefSeq and is a predicted model, not a curated record.